AUGAUUCGUAAAAACGCUCGCCUCCGCAGAGAAUUUCUCUAUAAAAAAUCCCUCCAAAAAGAAGAACGUGAAAGGCUUGAUCGUAAAAUUCGUAUUCGUGAAGCCUUAGAGAAGGGUAUUCCAAUCAGCGAGGAAGACAUCCGAAAAGAAGCAGAAGAAAAUGAAUUCGGAGUUAAAGAAUAUCUCAAUAUAUUAUCGAACAAGAAGGAAGAGAAUGAUCCUAAAGCUCAACUUUCAAACAUGAUUGAUAAUGAAUAUGCCAACGCUGGUUCUCAAGAUCCUAAAAUACUUAUUACUACUGCUUUGGAUCCUUCCGAUAGGCUGAAACGAUUUAUGAAAGAAUUAAGAUUUCUAUUUCCGAAUUGUCAAAGAAUGAAUCGUGGUAGACAACAAAAUCAAGAAAUUGUUGAUGUUGCCAUCCAAAAUGGAUUUACAGAUUUGAUUAUGGUACACGAAAACAAGGGAGAACCUGAUACGCUAAUUGUUUCUCAUUUACCUCAUGGCCCAACAGCAUACUUUACCAUGUUCAAUGUUGUGAUGAGACAUGAAGUAUUAAAUCUAAAAGAAGAAAAGAUGCCACAACAAUAUCCACAUUUAAUAUUUCAUAAUUUUAAAACGAAAUUGGGUGAAAGAGUGGCAACCAUUUUGAAAAAUGUAUUUCCUGUGCCAAAACAAGAAUCAAACCGUAUAGUCACAUUUGCAAACGACAAUGAUUUUAUUUCAUUUAGACAUCAUGUGUAUAUGAAGAAUUCACCUGGUGUUGUUCCUCCCAUUCAAUUGAAAGAGGUUGGACCUAGAUUUGAGUUACAAUUGUUCCAAAUUCGAUUGGGUACUCUUGCAGAUAAAGAAGCAGAAUUGGAAUGGGUAUUACGACCAUACAUGAAUACAGCAUCAAAGCGUCAAGCAUUAGGAGCUAGUAAAAGUGAGCUCACCCAAGAAGAAAGUAACAAGUUAACAGCAAUAAAAUAA
Molecule: messenger RNA, 969 nt
Organism: Naegleria lovaniensis
Lineage: Eukaryota; Heterolobosea; Eutetramitea; Acrasida; Naegleriidae
Exons: 1
Coding region: 1-969 (322 amino acids)
Biological process (GO): rRNA processing
Cellular component (GO): small-subunit processome; Mpp10 complex; nucleolus
Molecular function (GO): rRNA primary transcript binding; snoRNA binding
Source: RefSeq, a predicted model, not a curated record